UCGAAACGCGCAGAAACUUCAGUUUGUGUCGACUUUGGUCAGACAAAUUUAAAUAUUAUGCUAUUUAAGGAAAAUUUGACUUCGGCCGCCCUUUUCACGUACCUCACACUGCUAAUUUAGGGCACGCUCGUAUUCUGAUUCUCUUUGCCGUCGCCGCCGCCGAUUAAUUCACCGUUUUAUUUAGUUGUUGAUACUGACCUGGUGGAAGGUAGUGGCGUUAAUGGCACUUCGUUUUGAGAUCCUUGGGAGAUUUAAUCGUGCUCGUGCAGCUCAGCUUAUACUCCCUCACUAUGAGUGCCAGACACCUCUUUUCAUGCCUGUUGGCACUCAAGGUACUAUAAAGGGUUUGACCACCCACCAGCUUGAGGAUAUUGGUUGCCAAAUAAUCCUCGGAAACACAUAUCAUUUGGCACUACGUCCUACCUCUGAGCUCAUUGAUGAGUUAGGGGGUCUUCAUAAGUUCAUGAAUUGGCCGAGGGCACUACUUACGGACUCUGGGGGCUUUCAAAUGGUAUCCUUGUUGCAUUUGGCUGAUAUCACUGAAAAGGGUGUCACGUUUCAGUCACCUGUGGAUGGAAAGCCAAUGCUCCUUACACCUGAAGAGUCAAUACAGAUACAAAACAGAAUUGGUGCAGAUAUUAUUAUGGCUCUCGAUGAUGUCGUGAAAACUACUAUCACAGGUCCAAGAAUUGAAGAGGCUAUGUAUCGAACUCUUCGUUGGAUAGAUAGGUGCAUAGCAGCUCAUAAGAGACCACAUGAACAGAAUCUAUUUGGCAUAGUGCAAGGUGGUUUAGAUCCUGUAUUAAGGGAUAUAUGUGUCAGAGGUUUAGUUGAACGCAAUUUGCCUGGCUAUGCUAUUGGUGGUCUUGCAGGCGGUGAAGAUAAAGACUCCUUUUGGCGUGUCGUGGCUCAGUGUACUGCUGCACUACCUGAGCAUAAACCACGAUAUGUAAUGGGGGUGGGUUACCCACUAGACAUUGUGGUUUGCAGUGCUUUAGGUGCUGACAUGUAUGAUUGUGUCUAUCCUACUCGUACCGCUCGUUUUGGCACAGCUCUAGUACCUGAGGGAGUUCUAAAACUCAAACACAAGGCAAUGGAAGAUGAUAUGCGUCCUAUUGAUCCCACAUGUGACUGCAUGGUUUGUAAAACAUAUACGAGGGCUUACAUUCAUUGCCUUGUCACUAAAGAUGCCAUGGGAUCUCAACUUCUGUCAUAUCACAACCUAUACUAUAUGAUGAAGCUUAGCAGAGAUUUGCACUCGUCAAUUGUUGAAGGACGGUUUCCAGAAUUUGUCUGUCAAUUUCUGCAGAAAAUGUUCCCCCAAGGUGAUGUUCCUGAAUGGGUCUGCAAUGCCUUGGAGGUUGCUGGGAUUGACAUUUCUUCCUGCUGUGCUCCAUUUUCAUCGAUCUCCAAUAAAGUAGAAGAUACACAAAAUCAAGAAGUGAAACAGUAAUUAUAAACAGUUUUUAACAUAGGAGUUGAAGAACAUAUUUAUACAGAAUUGACGAUAAGAGCAGCGUGUAUUUUGUGCUAACAUGCUGCUACAGGAGGACAGUCAUUCAAGAAAAUUUUGUAAAGAGUGUCGAUUUUUUGCUAAGUAGGUGUCAUUCUUCCUAGCUGUAAGAAAUUAUUCUGCACUACAUGUAUUUAUUUUUUGUCCCAGAAAAUUUUGUAUUGAGCUCUGCUCUGUUCAAGGAAAUAAUUUCCUAGCCAUCAUAAUAUAUUUUUCCUAUUCCCUCCAUUA
Molecule: messenger RNA, 1744 nt
Organism: Solanum tuberosum (potato)
Lineage: Eukaryota; Viridiplantae; Streptophyta; Magnoliopsida; Solanales; Solanaceae
Product: queuine tRNA-ribosyltransferase-like
Exons: 16
Coding region: 221-1453 (410 amino acids)
Cellular component (GO): cytosol
Molecular function (GO): tRNA-guanosine(34) queuine transglycosylase activity
Source: RefSeq, a predicted model, not a curated record